Messenger RNA from Antechinus flavipes (yellow-footed antechinus), 532 nucleotides. It is a transcript of the gene AHSP, whose product is annotated as alpha hemoglobin stabilizing protein. NCBI's taxonomy places the organism in Eukaryota, Metazoa, Chordata, Mammalia, Dasyuromorphia, Dasyuridae. Bases 36 to 374 code for a protein of 112 amino acids. Gene Ontology annotation, cellular component: cytoplasm. The transcript is spliced from 3 exons. Gene Ontology annotation, biological process: protein stabilization; protein folding; erythrocyte differentiation. Gene Ontology annotation, molecular function: hemoglobin binding. The record is from RefSeq and is a predicted model, not a curated record.
GGUGCCACCCCUCUUUGGAUGUCUCCUCCCUUCAAAUGUCUUCUUUGCUCUUCCUACUCUCAGACGCACAGACGAAACUGGAGAAAGAAAGGGAGAUGGCUCUUCUCCAGUCAAAUCAGGAUGUAAUUUCUUCAGCAAUGCACGAGUUUAGCAAAUUGCUGGAUCAGCAGGAAUUCACAAAACCAGCAUUCUCUGAGACAGACAUGGCCACCAUCGUGGAUGACUGGAUAAAGUUCUACCUUUCAUACUACUCGAAAAAGAUGACAGGAAAUGAACAAGAGCAGGAGAGAGCCAUGCAAAAAUUGCAAGAGGAGCUUCGGACUUCUGCCAGCCCUUUUCUGGACAAGUACAGAGCCUUUCUAAAAACCCUUUAAAUUCCCAUGUCUUUCAUUCCAGACCGAGGGUUUCAUUUCUACUAUGUCCUGAAAGCUAAGCCUGUCUACUGAUCUAUUCCUCACCCCUGAAACCUUGUUGUUUCUUGAUUUCCUUUGACCCCAAAAUUUAUAUCUCAAUAAAUAUAUAUACAUGGGAA